AUGGAUAGGUCUAGAAAAGAUUGGUUAACCAAAUUUGAUGAUGCUUUAUGGGCCUACCACACCGCAUUCAAAACUUCAAUUGGCACCACACCGUACAAGCUUGUUUAUGGGAAGUCAUUCCAUUUGCAAGUAGAACUUGAGCAUCGUGCUCAUUGGGCUAUCAAAACAUUUAAUUUUCACCUUCUAAGUGCCAGUGAAAAGAGUUUUCUUGACCUCCAUGCCUUGGAAGAAUUAAGGUUGGAUGCAUAUGAGAGUGCACGGAUCUACAAAGAAAAGACCAAGGCUUGGCAUGACAAGCAUAUUAGCAAAAGGGAGUUUAAAGAAGGUGACAAGGUCCUACUAUUCAAUUCCCGGUUGAAUUUGUUUCCGGGUAAGCUUAAGUCAAGAUGGAGAGGACCUUUUACCGUUAAGAAGGUGUUUCCAUAUGGUGCAAUUGAAAUCUCAAAUGACAAUGGUGAACCAUUCAAGGUGAAUGGCCAAAGAGUUAAGGCAUACUUUGACGGUUUUGUGCAUGAAGAAGCCAAGGUUGUUCACCUUGAUGAGUUUAAUGUUCCUUACUCUCAAUGA
Chenopodium quinoa (quinoa) is the source of this 567-nucleotide messenger RNA. RefSeq lists its product as uncharacterized. Gene Ontology annotation, molecular function: nucleic acid binding. The coding region runs from base 1 to 567 and encodes 188 amino acids. The transcript has a single exon. The record is from RefSeq and is a predicted model, not a curated record. Lineage: Eukaryota; Viridiplantae; Streptophyta; Magnoliopsida; Caryophyllales; Amaranthaceae.